AUGUAUGGCCCAGCAGAGUGUACACUCGGCUCUAUCUAUCAUCGUGUUAGCAGUACAGACAUUGAAAGUGGUUUGAUUCCCAUCGGUGUUCCGUUUCCUGGUAUGCAGGCACGAAUUCUUGAUCAAUACUAUCAACCAGUUCUUGUUGGCCAAGUGGGCGAAUUAUUUCUGGAUGGUGUGCAACGUUUUCCAGGCUACUAUGAACGACCUGAUCUCACUGAACGAGCUCAUUAUGGAUCGUUCUAUCGUACAGGUGAUCUUGUCCGUCAAGAUCCGACUACUGGUCAACUAUACUAUUUGGGCCGUCAAGACUUUCAAAUCAAACUUCGUGGACAACGCAUCGAAUUGGGUGAAAUUGAACGGUGUCUUCUGAAGCUUGCCUCCAGUUGUGUUGUCAUCAAAUUCGACGAGCAUCUUGUUGCUUAUGUACAAGGAAAAAAUAUUGAUCUCGAUGAGCUACGUGGUCAUUGUAGAUUACAUCUACCUCAAUUCAUGAUUCCAUCGAUUUUCAUUUCCAUGCAGCGUUUUCCAUUGAACAAAAAUGGAAAACUCGAUCAAAGAGCAUUGCCUAAGCCCACGAACUUGCCAUCACUAUCAAACACCAUUGACAUCGAAUUGAGCACCGAGAUGGAAUUAACUGUGCAUAAACUUUGGUGCCAAGUGCUUCAAUGUGAUGUUCCUAAGUCCACAACAAGUAAUUUCUUCUCGAUGGGUGGUCAUUCAAUGCUUUUAAUGCAACUUUAUCAUCAAUACCAAACCUUGCCCAACUUCAACAGUAGAACAAACCCGAUUACUUUAUUUUUUCGACAACCAACAAUCGGUGAACAUGCUAUGCUCUUGCAACACUCGGUGAAAGAAGUCAAUGAUGAUAAAUUCAAAGAAUGGCAAUCAACGUCCUUGACAGAAGGUAAAUUAAGUUACACAUGAAUAUAUAAUCGUAGUUUUUUAUCGCUCUUCUAUCCGUUUAGCUCCAGCAUCAUUUGCUCAAGAGCGCAUUUAUCUCGACCAACACAUCCGAUUUAGUAGUGGAAAACGCCAUGGAUAUUCCGUCGCUCCCUACAAUGAAUUGACUGUGUUGAAGGUUACCACAGGUUCAGUAUCAAUGCAACGUCUUCGACAGGCAAUCCAAUGGGUUUUGAUGAAACAUCCAACAUUGCGAACUUCUCUCGAUUUUGCCAAUGAGAAAUCAAUGCUCUUACAGCGAAUCACACAAAUACACCAUACAUUCGAUUUUGCACCUGGGCAAACAUUUGAGAAUGAUGACCAUUUCCAUGAUCUUCUUCGUCAAACAAGCGAAAAUCCGAGUCUCUUCGAUUUAACAAGUGGACAUGUCUUUCAUUGUCAACUUUUUCAACAGCGACUUCCAAAUACCAGUGCAAACAACGAAUUUCUCAAUGCACAUGACGUCAUGGUCGUCGCUUUUCAUCAUGCCGCAUUCGAUCGAAGCUCACGUCCAAUCUUCUUACGUGAUUUAAGUAUUGCCUACAAUAAUGACACUCCAUUAUCAAUCGAUGACAAUGCUUUCCAAUACAUUGAUUACUCAGUUCACGAACGUCAACUAGACAUGACAGCAUCCCGUGACUUUUGGCAUGCACAACUUGAUGGAUACGAUUUCGAGAGUUGCUUGUCAUUCCCAGUCGAUCGACAUCGCUUGUCGGACAAUGAACGAUCGGGUCGAGCUUCGAUUGCAGAAGUUUCAUUCAGCGAGAAUUUGUCACGUUCAUUUCUUGCCUAUGCCUCUUCACACAAUGUGACACUCUUCCAACUUGGUCUUGCUGCCUUCUAUACUUUUCUCUUCAAAGUGAGCAAUGGUCAACAUGAUUUGUGUAUCGCUGGUGUCAGCGCCAAUCGAUAUCGAGCCGAACUACGAGAAAUGAUAGGGAUGUUUGUAGCUACACUUCCAUAUCGCAUCCAAUUGGAUCCCACUUCUUCAUUUGAAAAACUCGUUGAACAAGUUCGAGACUUGUGCUUAUCGGUUCUCGACCAUUCACAUUAUCCACUUCAACAGAUCAUCGGUAGUCACCAUUCACCAGCCUUUCUAGAGAUCAUGUUUGAUUUCAUCACUAUCGAAUCGAAGAUUGAACAUAUUGAUCUUGAUGGGGCAGCACUUGAGCCAGUGUCAUUAGAAAAGGCGGACUUUGUGGCAAAGUUUGAUAUCAAUCUCACAUUUGUUCACAAUCCAUCUGGAGGAAUAUCUUUUUCUCUCAUCUGUUCACAAGAUCUUUUCGAUGAGAUCACAGUGAAGUCACUAGCCGACCGAUUUUCAUAUCUUUUGCAUCAAUUGUUCGAAUCGAAUGUAACACUAACAAAGGAACAUUCGCUGUAUCAACUCUCUCUUAUUCUUCCCGAAGAAGAAAUACUAAUUCACACAUUAAAGAACAAUGGCAUCAAUCGAUCGCAAGCGAUAGUUGACACUAUUCCACAAUCAUUUAGCCAAGAAGCAUUUCGUUAUUCACAAAAAGUAGCCGUGGAACUCGAUGAACAAGCACUGACGUACAGCGAACUCCUUUUCUAUGUACAAAAAUUGGCUCUUCUUCUUGUCGAUGUGCAUGGUGUUAAACCGGGUGAUAUUGUUUGUCAAUGUGUAGAGCGAAGUUUGUCAAUGGUGAGAAUAUUGAGAAUAAGAUUGCUUGAUCAGAAGACUUUCUUCUCAUUCUUUAGGUGAUCGGAAUCAUGUCAAUUCAAAUGGCUGGUGCUGCAUAUUGUCCUCUAUCACCACGAGAUCCAUCUCAACGUCUACAUACUCUGUUAAAAGAAACUCAGAGUCGUCUCAUUCUCGUUCAUCAAUUGACUCGAGAUAAAUUCCAUUCCGAUCUUCUCACG
Messenger RNA from Rotaria sordida, 2823 nucleotides. The record is from the annotation of a GenBank genome assembly. Lineage: Eukaryota; Metazoa; Rotifera; Eurotatoria; Philodinida; Philodinidae.